This is a messenger RNA of Wickerhamiella sorbophila, 1302 nucleotides long. Its product is annotated as Aspartate aminotransferase, mitochondrial. Gene Ontology annotation, biological process: biosynthetic process; L-aspartate catabolic process. The record is from RefSeq and is a predicted model, not a curated record. Lineage: Eukaryota; Fungi; Ascomycota; Dipodascomycetes; Dipodascales; Trichomonascaceae. Gene Ontology annotation, molecular function: L-aspartate:2-oxoglutarate transaminase activity; pyridoxal phosphate binding. The coding region runs from base 1 to 1302 and encodes 433 amino acids. Gene Ontology annotation, cellular component: mitochondrion. The transcript has a single exon.
AUGCUGAGCGCACGUGCUGUUUCCCGAGUCUCUGCUGGCUCUAUGCGCUGCCGAGUUGCUGCUGUGACAAUGUCUACCGCAAUUAGCUCUGCACGCUUCGCCUCCACCUGGGCUAACGUUCCCCAGGGCCCUCCUGACGCCAUUUUGGGUAUCACCGAGGCGUUCAAGGCUGAUACCGCUUCGCACAAGAUUAAUUUGGGCGUCGGUGCCUAUCGCGACAACGAAGGCAAGCCUUUUGUCCUGAACACUGUUCGUGAGGCCGAGAAACGGGUCGUUGGCAAGAAGCUCGAUAAGGAGUACGCUCCCAUCACUGGUCUGGCCAACUUCUACACUGCUGCUGCAGAGCUUGCCUACGGCAGCAACUCGGCUCCCAUCAAGGAGAACCGUUUGGCUGUCUCCCAGACCAUUUCUGGUACCGGUGCUCUGCGGGUUGGCGCUGAGUUUUUGGCCAAGUUCCUGCCCUCCAAGAAGAUCUUGUUGCCCACCCCCAGCUGGGCCAACCACAAGGCAGUGUUCUCUGCUGCUGGUCUUGAGGUCGGCCAGUACCGUUACUACGACAAGUCCACCAUCUCCUUGGACUUUGAUGGACUCAAGGCUGACUUGGAGCAGGCUGCUCCCGGCACCGCCGUCCUCCUGCAUGCCUGUGCCCACAACCCUACAGGUGUUGACCCCACUAAGGAGCAGUGGCAGGCUAUUUUCAACGUCGUCAAGGAGCGCCAGCUGUUCCCCCUUUUCGACAUGGCUUACCAGGGCUUUGCCUCCGGCGACUGCGACCGUGAUGCCUACGCCGUCCGCUACUUUGUCGACAAUGGGCUGCCCGUGGCUCUGAACCAGUCGUUCGCUAAAAACAUGGGUCUUUACGGUGAGCGUAUUGGUGCUUUCUCUAUUGUCUGCGAGUCGCCCGAAGAAAAGGCCCGCGUUGAUUCGCAGCUCAAGAUUAUCGUCCGUCCCUUGUACUCCAACCCUCCUAUCCACGGUGCUCGCAUUGCCGCGGAGAUUCUCAACGACGCUCAGCUCAAGCAGCAGUGGCUCGGCGAGGUCAAGUCCAUGGCCGACCGCAUGAUUGAGAUGCGCAGCUUGUUGCGCGAGAAACUCGAGAACCUCGGCUCCAAGAAGGACUGGUCGCACGUCACCUCCCAGAUCGGCAUGUUCUGCUACACGGGCCUGUCUCCCGAGCAGGUUGAUCGGUUGGCCAGCGAGUUCAGCGUUUACGGCACCCGUGAUGGCCGCAUCUCCAUCUGCGGUAUCAAUGCCAGCAACGUCGACCACCUUGCUAAGGCUAUUUUCGCUGUCUCUGGUUAA